AUGGGUUUUGCUCAGAAACUCGCCGCAGCUCAGAAUAGCCAGACGAUGGCUGGUAGUGGUACAUAUGGAGGUGCACCCCCCCUCGGGGUACACUGGGGGACCUCCUGCAGCAUUGCAGGCCGGUGGAUCCGUAAGUCAUUUGCCCAAUUUUGUCGCUCGUUUCUACUAAGAUUCGCACCUCGACGUCAUUUCAAAGAAGGCAAAGUGCUAAGUCAGUCCUCUGCAGAGUCAGCAACAGCAAUACCAAGCUUAUCCUGGAUCCCCAGCCCCUCAGGGAUCGGUAAGCCAUUUCCUUUAACUGAACUUUUCUGCAUUGUGUUUUCUUUCCUCCCCGCGUUACCCCUCCACGGUCAUCAUUCGGUUCUGGAACAAUCCAACCCUUCAUCAUGUCCGGACCAUACCAAGGCUAUACUCCGUACGGCGGCUCAUCGUCUCAACAUCAGCACUACAACCCUUCGCCAUCUCCUGCCUCCUACGGCAGGCCUCCGCUAUCCAGCCCCCCGUACCCCGCAUCGCAGCAAUCCCAGGGCUAUGGCCGCCCGCCUCCACCACCACCCCAGGGCCAGCCCUAUGCCUCCGCUAGUUCGCCAUAUCCGGGCCAACAGCCUGGUCAGCCCUAUGCUUCGCCUAGCUCGCCCUACCCGGGACAGCAGCCUGGACAGUCACCAUACCCUGGACAACAAGCCCCACCACCACAGGGGUAUCCCGGUCAACAGCAACACCCUGGACAACAGCAGUCUUAUGUACAAAUUACCCCCUACCCUGGAUUAUUCCCGCCUUGAUCGUUGUCUCGCGUUUGGUAACCAGGCUCCUCCUUACCCCCCUCCCCAGGGAUCUCCAUAUCCUGGUGGGCAGGGCCGUCCUGGACCACCAAGUGGACCACCCCCUGGCCACUAUGGCCCCCCUGGUGGUGCCCCUCCCAAUGCAGCGCCCCCGGCUACCCAGCAACAGAUCGCAGCUUACAGAUCGCUUUUGAUCUCCACAAUCCAAGAGAAGAAUCUUCAAAGCUUCUACCCACCGGAGCGACUGGACCGACUUGUCCAGACGCUGGCCGCCGAAGCCCCAGGAAAGCUUAACAAGCUGAUUGGCGAGUGGUGCGUACCCAUGGAGGUUGCGACCGAUGUCAUGAAACUGGCACUGUACGACGUGAUCCUCUACGUGGAUGACAGUGGAUCGAUCGAAUUUGAAGAGAAGGGACUUCGAAAGGACCAGCUGAGACAGAUCCUUGGUCUCGUAGCUACUGCAGCAUCGACCUUUGACCAGGAUGGUAUUUCUGUCCGAUUCAUGAACUCUACCGAGAAGGGUGAUGGCAUCCGUGAUGCAGAGGAUGUCAACCGUCUCGUCUCCCGUGUGCGUUUCUCGGGGUUGACCCCUCUGGGAACCAGCCUCAGGAGCAAGGUUGUUGACCCCAUGAUUGUCCAACCCGCCCGAGCCAACCGCCUCGAGAAGCCCGUUCUGGUAAUCACCAUUACCGAUGGACAGCCGGCCGGCGAGCCUCACGGUGCCGUGGGUGAUGUCAUUCGCUACGCAGUGGAGGAGGCUUCGCGGACCCGUUACGGCCCUGGUGCCGUUGCGUUCCAGUUCUCGCAGGUGGGAACUGACCAGCGGGCUCGCGAUUUCUUGGCUACCCUGGACGAGGAUCCUCACAUUGGCCACUUGAUUGAUUGUACCUCCAACUUUGAGGUCGAGCAAGACGAGAUGUCCCGUGCUAACCCACCAGUGCAUCUCACUCGUGAGCUUUGGUGUGCUAAACUGAUGCUGGGCGCCAUCGAUUCCUCCUAUGACACCAAGGACGAGCGAGAGAACGCACGUCGUGGCGGAGGCCCUCCACCACCGGCAGGUCAGUAUGGAGGAGGCUAUGGCCAAGCUCCCCCGCCGCAAGGCCAGGGGCAGCCUCCCUAUGGUCCGCCCCCUGGUGCCCCUCCGAGUGCGUAUGGUUCCCAGGCUGGGUACCCACCACAGGGUGGCCAAUAUCCACCGCAGCCUCCUCAGCAGCAGCCUCCGUACCAGACACAGCAGGGUGGCUACGGCCAGCAGCCCCCUCAGCCCUACGGAUAUCCGUCACAGCCUGGAUCUGGGUAUCCGCAGCAGCCAUAUGGAGGACAUGGCCAGCCGCCACCACGCUAUUGA
Penicillium bovifimosum is the source of this 2130-nucleotide messenger RNA. RefSeq lists its product as uncharacterized. NCBI's taxonomy places the organism in Eukaryota, Fungi, Ascomycota, Eurotiomycetes, Eurotiales, Aspergillaceae. The transcript is spliced from 5 exons. Bases 1 to 2130 code for a protein of 709 amino acids. The record is from RefSeq and is a predicted model, not a curated record.